Molecule: messenger RNA, 966 nt
Organism: Penaeus vannamei (Pacific white shrimp)
Lineage: Eukaryota; Metazoa; Arthropoda; Malacostraca; Decapoda; Penaeidae
Source: RefSeq, a predicted model, not a curated record
AUGAAGGGAGCCAGCUCAAGUGUCUUCUUAGCGCUACGGCCAAGGAACCUAAGAAGGAGCCUCAAGGAUCCUAAGGAGCAGACGGCCAAGGAACCUAAGAAGCAGUCGGCCAAGGAUCCUAAGGAGCAGACAGCCAGGACUAAGGAGGCGACGGCCAAAGAUCCUAAGGAGCAGACGGCCAAGGAUCCUAAGAAGCAGACGGCCAAGAACCUAAGAAGCAGUCGGUCAAGGAUCCUAAGGAGCAGACGGCCAAGGAACCUAAGGAGCAGAACGGCCAAGAACCUAAGAGCAGAUCGGGGCAGGAUCCUAAGGAGCAGACGGAACCAAGUCCUAAGAAGCAACGGCCAAGAACCUAAGAAGCAGACGGCCAAGGAUCCUAAGGAGCAGACGGCCAAGGAUCCUAAGGAGCAGUCGGUCAAGGAUCCUAAGGAGCAGACGGCCAAGGAUCCUAAAGCAGCGGCCAAGGAUCCUAAGGAGCAGACGGCCAAGAACCUUCCUAAGGAGCAGACGCCAAGGAUCCUCUCCGCCAAGGAAAGAAGCAGACGGCCAAGGAUCCUAAGGAGCAGACGGCCAAUCCUAAGGAUCGCAGACGGCCAAGAACCUAAGAAGCAGACGGCCAAGGAUCCUAAGGAGCAGACGGCCAAGAACAAGAAGCAGACGGCCAAGGAUCUAAGGAAGCAAGGACAAGAACUAAGAGCAGACGGCCAAGAACCUAAGAAGCAGACGGCCAAGGAUCCUAAGGAGCAGACGGCCAAGAACCUAAGAAGCAGACGGCCAAGGAUCCUAAGAAGCAGACGGUCAAGGAACCUAAGGAACGGCCAAGAACCUAAGAAGCAGACGGCCAAGGAUCCUAAGGAGCAGACGGCCAAGGAUCCUAAGGAGCAGACGGCCAAGGGGAGCAGACGGCCAAGGAUCCUAAGAAGCAGACGGCCAAGGAUCCCUAAGGAGCAGACGGCCAAGACCUAA